This is a messenger RNA of Danaus chrysippus (African queen), 2319 nucleotides long. The record is from the annotation of a GenBank genome assembly. NCBI's taxonomy places the organism in Eukaryota, Metazoa, Arthropoda, Insecta, Lepidoptera, Nymphalidae.
AUGGAUAUCAAAGAAGAAAACAUAAUGGAGGAAGAAGAAUUUAGUUUGGAGUGGGAAGAUAACAAGCAAAAUAUAGUAACCACCGAAGAAGUUAUUUGUGGACUAGACAAUGUUCAAAAUGAAUCCUAUGAAAACUUGACAGAAGAAAUCAUUGCCGACACAGAUCAAAUGGCUGCUGAGAAUUUGAUGUACCUGUCACAAGAUGUUGUUAGUUACACUGAUAGUGCUGAACUGAAUGUUGAUCCGAGUGUUGAAUGUGUGACCGAGGAAGUCAUCACUGAUGACUGGGUCAUAACAGGAGGACAGGAAAGAGUUGAAGUCCCUUUAGAACACUUAGCAAAUCCAGUGCAGAAUGUGAAAAUUGAAAAUGACAUAGAUGUACCAUUACCAACUGACCAAGAUGAAUACACAGCUAUGCGACCAUGGCCUUGCGAUUUCUGCUCUCGUCGUUUCCGUAAGAAGGCAGCUCUCAUGAACCACAUGGUCGCCCAUCAGAAUGACCGACCUCAUUCAUGCAACCUGUGUGGUGUGCGGUACGUCAGGAAGUGUGACUUGAUGAACCAUCUUAAAGUACACGCCUUUGUACCUGAUAACACCGAUCAUAUGAACUUCGAUAAUGUAUUAAGUAGCAACCAAGUUAUUAAAAUAAAGAAGAAGAGGGGACGCCGAAAAAAAAAACCCGAACCAGUUGAAGAGAACGGUGUAUGGGAGAACAUGACGUCAGCUCGUACACAGCAGUGGUCGCGGCGGGCUCGCUCCCCGCAGGCGCCGGCCGCCCCCCCGCUCGCGCCGCUCUCCCCUCAGACCCCCUCCCCGCAGUCGGAGCCCUCCCCUCCCCCCUCUCCGUCGCCCCCCACCCCACCGCCCGCGGACCCCUCGAGGCCGUUCGUCUGUAGACACUGCGGUGUCGGUUUUGCUAGGGAGAAGGCACUGCAAUCGCAUUCAAGGGUCCACGGUGGUGAUUCUCCCGUGGAGUGUGGUGAGUGUGGCGAGUUGUGUUGGUCGCGGGAGGCGCUCCGGUCUCAUACUACUUCAAGACAUCCUCACCUGCCUCAUGUCACACGGGCGCCGCCGGUCAAUCAACUAUACGAUGAUUCCAACUCCGGUGUUGAUAUGGACUUCCGUCUAUCACCGCUGCAGAGUGACAGCGACCGUGAGCGAGAGGUGACGAGGGACAGGGCGGAUGUUAGAGGACCGGAGCUGUUCUGUGGAGACUGUGGCGUGGCCUUCCAGCGAGCUGACCUACUACGGAGACACGUGGCCGCCGCGCAUAGUUACAAACGUCAUGACAGUACGAGCAGCACGUGGGAGCAGGAGCACACGUGUGAGGUGUGUGGGGAGAGCUGCACGGACGCGCUGCAGCUACUGGCGCACGCUGAGAGACACGCCGAGAGGCCGAGGAACAACAGAGUCAAAAGGAUGGCUCGAGGAAGGAGUAACGCGUCAAGUAAUUCAAGACAGUUUCCGUGUAGAGAGUGUGGGAAGGUGUUUGGAUCACGUAGUUCCCAGCAAAUCCAUGUUCGCAUACACACAGGAGAAAGACCGUACGCCUGUCGCUUCUGUUGGAAAGCUUUCGCAGACGGCGGGACUUUACGGAAACAUGAACGAAUACACACUGGUGAAAAGCCUUACGCUUGCGCGGUUUGUCCACGUGCGUUCAAUCAACGUGUCGUACUUCGUGAGCAUGUGCGGUCACAUCACUCCGCGCCUGACAGACGAGCUCAUGGUGGCUACCAAUAUUGUUGCGUCGUGUGUGGCAAACCUUUACAUUCGAGUGCCGAACUUGUUCAACAUCUUAUACAACAUUGUGAUGAAAACACUGCUAUGAAAAGGCAGCCCCAGAAUGGGCCGCGUAAAUACAAACGGCGGCGGAAAUUAAAGGUAGAGGAUUCACCGCCUAGUCGCAAUUGGCGGGAUACGCCUCCUUCAAGGUCGCCGUCACCUGAGGGCUCGCCUUCAAACUCACCGACGCCGUCACGUGGUAGGGCUCCGACGACUAGGGCUCCACGAGUACCGCUGCCGGUCGCCCCACGACGGAGAAGAAGACGGGCGCCGCCUCCGCCCCGACCUAGGAUGAUACACACGGAGGAGCCGCGACCACGGACCAAACAGAUUCGUAGUAGAAGACCUCCCCGUCACCCCGCAGACGACUUGCGUGCUAUCGGCGCUCACUCCCCGUCCCCCGCCCCGGCGACCUCUCCCCCCGCGUCCCCUCUCUCACACAUGAACACCAGCGACGGUCCCUUCAAGUGUGAAAUGUGCUCCGAAGAGUUCCCGCGCCGCGAUGCCUUACUACUACACGUGCCUAUACACAUUUGA